Messenger RNA from Gadus chalcogrammus (walleye pollock), 1777 nucleotides. RefSeq lists its product as uncharacterized. The transcript is spliced from 3 exons. The coding region runs from base 133 to 1650 and encodes 505 amino acids. NCBI's taxonomy places the organism in Eukaryota, Metazoa, Chordata, Actinopteri, Gadiformes, Gadidae. The record is from RefSeq and is a predicted model, not a curated record.
UGUAAUCCAGGGCAUAUAAAGAGUGGGCCCAGAAAAUAAUUAUUUUCUCUCCAUAGGGGAUUAUCACGCUUCCUGGUUCCGGGGGCGGGAUUUGUCUUAGUUGUGCAUGAACACUUCCGGCGAAGUUCAACGAUGGCGCAAACAACAGCUAGAUGUCACUGCUCUGUACCACUUUGUGCAUCGAACAAACAACGCCAACCAUACUUACAUUUUCAUGGAUUCCCGACUGAUACUAGUCUCAGGAAGAAGUGGAUCCAAGCGGUUCGCCGGGAUGAAGGGCCAAACUUUAAAAUUAAACUAGGUAGCACGUUUGUGUGUAGCCGGCACUUCAGUGAUUCAGACUACACCAACGCUACAGCGAUAAGGAUGGCAACCAAACGGGGUGAUGUCAAGCGACUAAAAAUCGGGUCUGUACCCUCCCGUUUCCAGUGGAACAACUGGGGACUGCCAAGAAGGGAGUCCGUAUAUAAAAGAGCCUCAACUCGUUUAGGCCAUGAAGUUCACCCAGCCCUUCCUCUGGAGCAACCGCUGCCGUGUGAAGAAGAGCCGGUGGCGGAGAUUGCAGCUUCGGUGGUGCUGCCAGACCAUGAUUACGGUUCUGCUCCUAAACCAGGUGCGCUGGAUGCUGCUGCUGCACGCAUACAGCAAUUAGAGGAAACGGUAGAGGAGCUGACAAGAGAGCUGUCACAGAUGAAAGUGGGUCAUGUGCCCUUUCAAAGAUUUUGUGUCUCAGACAAGGACAUUUUAUUUUACACAAGAUUCACAUCACGAGAGGUUUUUUGUCACUUCUGGGAGGCUAUUCGACCAUCUGCCUCCAUGUUAGUGUAUUGGUCAAAAGCUCAGAAGAACCAACAAAGCUUUGAACCUAUUUCUCCCAGUCCAACACGUAGACUGCAACUGUUUGAUGAGUUUUUUCUUUUCUGCUGCCGGAUUGCUGCAGGCCUGCAAGAGAAGGUACUGGCUGACAUGUUUCAGGUCAGUGUGUCCACUGUCUCCCGUGUAGUUAUCACGUGGGCCAACUACCUUUACCUGCUCCUUGGCUCCCUCCCCAUCUGGAUGAGCAAACAGCAAGUAAAGAACACCAUGCCGCGCAAAUUUGUGCAGUACAGUCCCGAUGUUCGGGUAAUCAUCGACUGCACCGAGGUGCGAUGCCAGAAUCCGUCAUCCCUCACUCUCCAGUCUGAGGUUUUCUCCUCCUACAAAAACACGACAACCUUUAAAGCCUUGAUUGGAAUUGCCCCGUGUAGUGCUGUUACUUUUGUUUCGAGUCUCUUCACCGGCUCCAUCUCUGACCGAGAGCUGACCGAACGUUGUGGACUGCUGGAUUUGCUGGAGCCAGGAGAUGGCUGCAUGGCAGACAAGGGCUUCACCAUUGAGAAGCUGCUAGCUGACCGUGGGGCAAAGCUGAUUAUGCCACCCUUCAAGAUGACAGCGCAGUUCACCGAAGAGGAUGCUCUGAAGACGCAAGCAAUCGCCCGACUUCGAAUCCUUGUGGAAAGGGCAAUACGCCGAGUCAAGGAGUACCGCAUCUGGGAUCGCACUGUCCCUCUCACCUUGUCUGGGACAGUCAACCAGCUGUGGACCGUCUGCUGCGUGUUGACCAACUUCCAGGGACCCCUUGAUUUAAAAGGCUACAUCCCUGUAGAAUAGUGUUUACUCAAACAUAAUAAAUAUUAAAACGAGAGACACUGAACAUUUGGAGUGGUCCCUUCAUUUUUCCCGGAGCUGUAAUUCUGUAUAUAAUUGAAUGAGAAGUCUUGCAUCUAUAAUCAAUUUU